Molecule: messenger RNA, 1788 nt
Organism: Cataglyphis hispanica
Lineage: Eukaryota; Metazoa; Arthropoda; Insecta; Hymenoptera; Formicidae
Product: juvenile hormone acid O-methyltransferase-like
Exons: 5
Coding region: 202-1044 (280 amino acids)
Source: RefSeq, a predicted model, not a curated record
UAGCGGUUCCAGUAAACGUCGAAUAAUCGACGGCCGGUCGGUAAAGUGUUAACAUAGAGUCAUCCAAUGGCAAUAAUAACGGUGGCUAUCAAAAUAGAUAAAUACUUGAGACGUAACAACACUACAUCUAUUAUAAGGCAAGCAGUUAAAAUAUCCUCAGCUAACUAAAUAUUCUCGUUAUUUGAGUGCCAUCGUGAAAUCAUGAUUAAACCAGCGCAAUACGUUUUAUUAGAUACUUUAUGCAGAAACAAUGUAUCACUACUACUCGAUGAAUUCGACAAAGACCUAAAAAAUAUAUCUGGAAAAUGUAUGGAUAUCGGUUGUGGACCCGGGGAUAUAACAAAGGAUAUUCUUCUUCCGUUUCUUGGUCCAAAUGUGACAAUGAUUGGUACAGAUAUCAUGGAGAAAGUAAUUGAAUACGCUAAUAAAACAUAUGGUGAUAAGGAACGACUCAAAUUCGAAGUGCUGGAUAUUGAAACUAAAAACUUGCCGGAUAAAUAUAUUUCAGAAUUUGACCAUAUAUUCUCAUUUCAUGCUUUGCAGUGGUGCAAGGACAUUCACCAAACGUUUCGGAAUAUUUAUCGUAUGCUUCGACCUAGUAAAACUAUGCUUAUAUUAAGCAUAGCACAUCACGCACACACAUAUGAGUCUUUGGAAGCUAUGGCGCAAGAUAUGCGAUAUGCAGCAUACAUGGGGGACAAAAAUAAAUAUGUUGGAUCAUUUCAUUAUUCAACUCAACCUCACGAAGAGCUAAAGCAAAUACUUGAAAAUAUCGGAUUUCAAGUUCAUCAUUGCAGUCAUCGAAACAAGAGCGAAUUUCUGAAUACACAAAAAUUUUCAUCAAUGAUUACUUCACAAUACACUUUUGAAUUUUUGAAUAAGAUGCCGCAUGAUCUAAAGGAGGAAUUCAUGAAUGAGUUUAUACGUAGAUUCGAGGAAAUAAGAAUUGAAGAAUACAAAAAGAGACAAAAUGAUGAUAAACUACAUGAUCAUAUUCCUUUUUAUUAUACUGUACUAGUCGUAUAUGCACAGAAGCGUUUAUAAUUAUAUUAGCCUAUAUAAUUUAGCCUAUAUAUUAGCCUAUAUAAUUUAUGGGAGGAAUGAACAGAAUGUGUAUCUUUCUCCCCUUUCUUUCAAGCAUACUUGAAAAACAUUUAUCUUCUUUUAUUAUUUAGUCAACAUUAUUACAAAAUGAUUUAUACAUUAGCAAAAUUCAUCGCUGUUUCCCGGAUCUAUUGCAUUAAAAAAAAAAUUAUUUAAGAUAUGAUCGCUAUCGAAGCUCAUUCAAAUCACGCUGAAUUUCAUGGAUAAUCAAGAAUACGAUUAAGAGAUUGAUCAAACAAAAUGUUAUCUACAGAUAUGAAAUAUUCUGAAUGGAUUAACGGAUCUAAAACAUCAAAUUUUUUAUAAGUGAUGAUUAUGUGUUAAUAAAUUGAUAGCGAUUUUUCACCUGCAAAUCCAUUCUUAAAAAAGACAUGUAAAAUCGAUAAACUCGCAAGUAUAUUACUUCUUUUCCGCGAAGUUGAUUGAUUAUCUCAACAUUGCGUUGAGAUGACCCUUAUGAUAAAAUUUAUAUAAAUUUAUAUAAAUAUUACAUAAAUGUUUAUAACAAUAUGAUAAAUAUAUACAAACAAGUUAAAUAUACAAAAUAAGGUAACAUACAUGUAUAUUGCAUUUUACUUUUUACAUAAAUGCAAUUAUAUGUGCAAUUUUUGAUUUAUUAAAAAAAUGUAGAAUUUAUAUAUAUGCAUAUUUUUAUUUGUUAAAAAUAAAUGUGAAUAUAUGUCA